Messenger RNA from Corylus avellana, 2685 nucleotides. Its product is annotated as heat shock cognate 70 kDa protein 2-like. Lineage: Eukaryota; Viridiplantae; Streptophyta; Magnoliopsida; Fagales; Betulaceae. Gene Ontology annotation, molecular function: ATP binding; ATP-dependent protein folding chaperone. The record is from RefSeq and is a predicted model, not a curated record.
GGGUUGGCUUUCCACAAACAAUAAUUGCAACUCUCAUGUAAUCAGACAAACAACUCGAUCUGCUGAAAACUUGCGAGCCAAGUCUAGCAGUCUACCUGCUCCUCCAUCACUAUAUGUCUAUAUACUAAUUAGUUUGCCCUGAUCUCCAAUUCCCACUACACUCUUCCACUGAAUUCCCAGUGAUCGAUCAUCUUUCUCUUCAAACAUCCAAGAGAUUUCUUCCUUGUUUUUCAUUAUCUUUUUUAAUUUCUUGUCAAUUCUUGUAAGCUAUGGCUGGGAAAGUGCAGGGUCCGGCGAUUGGGAUUGAUUUGGGAACAUGCUACUCCUGCGUGGCAGUUUGGAAACAAAAUCGGGUGGAGAUCAUACCCAAUGAUCUUGGGAACCGGAAAACACCAUCUUUUGUAGCUUUCAAUGAGACUCACCGCUUGAUCGGUCAUGCGGCCAUGGACCAGGCAGCCACGAAUCCUACCAACACUGUUUUUGACUCUAAGCGUUUGAUUGGAAGGCGAUUCAAUGAUGCCUCAGUGCAACAUGACAUGAAAUUGUGGCCAUUUAAGGUGAUUGCUAACCCUGAUAAUGGGAGGCCCAGUAUUGUUGUCAACUACAAGUACGAGGAAAAGCAGUUUCUGGCUGAAGAAAUCUCUUCAAUGAUUCUCAUAAAGAUGAAAGAGAUUGCAGAGGCUCAUUGUGGUUCAGAGAUAAAAAAUGCUGUUAUCUCUGUUCCUGCUCGUUUCAAUCACUCACAACGUCAGGCCACAAUGGAUGCCGGAGUCAUUGCGGGCCUAAAUGUGAUGCGUAUUAUCAAUGAGCCAACUGCUGCUGCUAUUGCAUAUGGGCUUGACAAUGAAAAUGGUGGUGGUGAGAAGAAUGUGCUCAUCUUUGAUCUUGGUGGUGGCACGUUGGAUGUCUCACUUCUCACCAUGGAUGGGCAUUUUCUUGAAGUGAAAGCUACAGCUGGGGAUACCCAUUUGGGAGGUAAAGAUUUUGACCGUAGAAUGGUGAAGCAUUUUGUUCAGGAGUUCGAGGCAAAGCAUAAGAAGAAAAUUAGUGGAGGUAAGGCUCUUAGGAAGUUGUGGACUGCUUGUGAAAGGGCUAAGAGGAUGCUGUCAUCUAAGACUGGAACAAAAAUCGAGAUUGAUUCUUUGUGCGAGGGUAUUGACUUCUACUCGAGCAUCAGCCGAGGCAAGUUUGAGGAGCUUAAUAAGGAUUUAUUCUGCAAGUGUAUAGAGCCUGUUGAGACGUGUUUGAAGGAUGCUAAGAUGGAUAAGCGCAAUGUCCAUGAUGUGGUUCUGGUUGGGGGGUCUUCCAGGAUCCCCAGGGUUCAGAGAUUGCUGCACAACUUCUUCAUGGGGAAGGAGCUUUGCAAAAGGAUUAAUCCUGAUGAGGCUGUUGCUUAUGGUGCUGCUGUUCAGGCUGCGAUUCUCAACCACGAUGCUAGUAAGAAGGUGAAGGACAUCUUGUGCGUGGAUGUCACUCCUCUAUCGCUUGGUGUGAAGACUGCUGGGGAUGUCAUGAGUGUGCUGAUUCCGAGAAACACCACCAUUCCCACCAAGAAGGAGGAGAACUACUCAACCCACUCUGAUAACCAGGGGGGUUUGUGCAUAGAGGUGUAUGAGGGUGAACAUACGCGGAUCUGUGAAAACAAUUUUCUGUGCAAGUUUGAGCUCAGAGGCAUUCCUGCUGCUCCUCGUGGAGUUCCAAGAAUCACCGUUUGCUUUGACAUUGAUGCUGAUGGUAUCUUGAACGCCUCUGCCAAGGACCAAGCCACUGAAAGUAAGAAAGAAAUUACAAUCACCAAUACAGGCAGGCUCUCCAAGGAAGAGAUCAAGAAGUUAGUGCGGAAGGCUGAGAAAUACAAGGCUGAGGAUGUCAAGCAUAACAAGAAGGUGGAGACAAAGAAUGUACUGGAGAACUAUGCUUACAACAUGAGGAGCACAUUUAAAGAUGACAAGUUUGCAGCCAAGGUCCCAUCUGCUAACAGGGAGUCGGUUGAAGAUGCAAUCGAGCAGGCUAUCGAUUGGGUCAAACGAAACCAACUUGCAGAGGCAGAUGAAUUUGAGUUCAAGAUGAGCGAGCUGGAGAGCAUAUGCAACCCGGUCAUUUACAAGAUUGAGCAUGGCUCUGAUGGUGAUGACAAUAUGGCUCAGGAUGAGCCGGAGCACAAGAAUGAGGAGAUGGCCAUGGGUGGAGGCACCCAAGAGGAUAAGGAGCCUGAGAGGGAGAUAAUUAAGACACAGGAGGCUGAGGAGCAUAAGAAGGCGGCUAAGACCAUCCCUGAGGAUAGGGAGCAUGGGAAGAAGGUUGAGGCAAAGAAAGCAUUAGAAAAUUGUGCUUACUACAUGAGGUACAGAAUCAGAGAUGUGAAGAACGCUUUGGCAGAGACUGAAGAUGCAAUUGAGCAGACCAUCCACUGGCUUGGAAGGAACCAGCUUGUGGAGGCACAUGAGUUUGACAAUAGGAUGCAGGAUUUGGAGGGCAUUUGUUACCCUUUCAUUGCCAAGAUGUACCAAGGAGCUGGUACUAGUGGUAAGAAUUGAUACAUUUAGCAUCUCACUAGCCUAUAAAAAGUCUCCAUCUGUAAAUUUCUUUUUCUUUUUCUUUUUUUCCUAGGCAUUGUAAUAUGGUUUUUGUUUGUGGAGUCUAUAAUUCUAUUGCAAACAUAGCUAUGUAACUCGUUGUAUUUUA